AUGUGUGCUCACGCCCCCCCCCCCCCCCCCCCGUGUGCUCUCUCCCUCCCCUCACUUCCCCUCUCCCGCCGCACCCACGUGCCUCCCGCUGGAGUGUCUUUGAGUCACCGCGAGCCCUUCCCCCCCCUUCCCCCCUGCGAUCUUCCCCCAUUCGUGCGUUCUUUCCACGUGUGUGCCCUCUUCUCCCCGUGUGAGUGCUCUUCUCCCCGUGUGUGUGCUCUUCUCUCCGUGUGUGUGCUCUCCCUCCCGUGUGUGCACUUUCCCCGCGUGUGUGCACUCGCCCAUCCUUCCCCCUUCCUUCUCCGCAUGCAGGCAGGAUGCCAAGGCGGUGGUGGUGUGCUUUUCCCUCUCCCCUGCCACCCCCUCCUCUUCCUCCCUUCUCUUCCCCGCUCCUCUCUAGCAGGAUGCCAAGGCGGUGAUGGUGGGGUGGAGGCAGGCCCGAUGGAGUUCACUCUCCUCCCCCCUCUUCCCCCCGUCUGCUUUCUUCCAUCCCCGGGUGUGCUUUUCCCCCUCCCCUUGCCGCCCUCUCCCCGCAUGUCUCCAGGACGCCAAGACGGACGCCAAGACGGUGGUGGUGGGGUGGAGGUACUCCCGCUGGAACCCCAGAGUGCGCACGUAACCGCCAACUCUCGUGUGCGCUCUUCCCCACCUCCCUCUACCUCCCUCCACCCCUCUCCAACCUGCUCCAACCCCCUCCACCCACCCCCCUCCCAGGACGCCAAGACGGUGGUGGUGGGGUGGAGGUACUCCCGCUGGAGCACCAGAGUGUGCACGUGGCCGGCCCCUCGUGUCUCCGUUGGGGACGUUCUAGUGUUCAAGUGGAACGACUGGGUGCGGUGGCACAACCUGGUGGGCGUGGAUGAGAUGCGUUACGUGUUUUGCCUUUUUGGGAGUGUUGGCACUGCCAAUCCCAUAAUUGUGUACCAUGGGCCAUCAAACCACGGCACUGUCAAGGUCACUGAGGAUAUUGUUGGUAGUUCAGGCAAUCCUGGCCUUUUCACAAGCAGCUCUGGCAACGACUGCCUCGCAGGCAUGAAGGUUGCCAUCAUUCCUGAAGCCUAA
Closterium sp. NIES-65 is the source of this 1062-nucleotide messenger RNA. NCBI's taxonomy places the organism in Eukaryota, Viridiplantae, Streptophyta, Zygnematophyceae, Desmidiales, Closteriaceae. The record is from the annotation of a GenBank genome assembly.